CGCCAUUUCUAUUUCUUCUGUUUCUGCGAAAUCGCAAUAAUUUGUUUUACAUCUGGCAACUACGCCUACGUCUUCCCUGCCUGUCAUUCUCUCCCUUUCAGUUAAUGUCGCCUGCUAUUUUAGCUCAUGUCGUGACAGUCAGUCUGUAAUUUUAUUAAGCUCUGUCUAGAGUCUCUUUGAUCGUGAAAUACGAUUUUAUUGUGUGUGUUUCAUCUUUCAUCAAGCCUGAACAGAUUUCAGCCUGUGUUCUUUCCUUUCUUCGAGGCUAUUUGACGUGAUAACGUCUAUGUACACGUGGUCCCAGAUACUUGUAUCACAUAUACUGUUCAUGUGUGUGUCACCCGAUAAGCUUCCUUGCUUAUAAGGUACCUCACACGUAUACUCUGUACACAUCAACACCUGACCCUGUACAUAUUUCAUCGCUCUCAUUUUAUUCACCACUCAUCGACUUUAAUACAUUGGAUGUUAGAGACAAGAGAGAACGAGCAUCCAUAAUCACUGGUUCCAACAUUCAGAGGGAAUAUUUGGUCCUUCGAACCGGAGACAGCAAUCUUGUUUCCAGUCACUUUCCGGUCGUUCAAGUCGACACGUCCUGCUGUCAGCAGUUCAUCUAGUCAACAAUUCUUGUUGGCCUAGUCAUCUUCAAGUUCAGUCGCUGCCUGCUGUCAGUAGUUCAUCUAGUCAACAACUCUUUGUUGGCCUAUUCAUCUUCAAGUCCAGUCGCUCCCUGCUGUCAGCAGUUCAUCUAGUCAACAACUCUUGUUGGCCUAGUCAUCUUCAAGUUCAGUCGCUGCCUGCUGUCAGUAGUUCAUCUAGUCAACAACUCUUUGUUGGCCUAUUCAUCUUCAAGUCCAGUCGCUCUCUGCUAUCAGCAGUUCAUCUAGUCAACAACUCUUUGUUGGCCUAGUCAUCUUCAAGUCCAGUCGCUGCCUGCUGUCAGUAGUUCAUCUAGUCAACAACUCUUUGUUGGCCUAGUCAUCUUCAAGUCCAGUCGCUCUCUGCUGUCAGCAGUUCAUCUAGUCAACAACUCUUUGUUGGCCUAGUCAUCUUCAAGUCCAGUUGCUCCCUGCAGUCAGCAGUUCAUCUAGUCAACAACUCUUGUUGGCCUAGUCAUCUUUAAGUCCAGCCGCUCUCUGCAGUCAGCAGUUCAUCUAGUCAACAACUCUUGUUGGCCUAGUCAUCUUUAAGCCCAGUCAUCCUCGAGUCCAGUUGUUCAUCUUGCCAACGCUGUCGUUGGCCCCUCUUCCAGCUGCUUAGUUCCUUACGGCCUGUUCUUCUUCAACUCACAUCAGUCACUCGUGAGCUUUCAUCAUGACCGAGCAACCCAGUCGACCGUCACCAGAGGAUGAGUUGGAGGAAGAGGAAGAAGCCACGCUUACAACCGUUCGGACGGCAGCAUGGAUCAAGGCAGCAAGAACUAAGAGGAGGACACUCCGUCAACAAAUCACCUCGACGGGGAGGCGUAUUGAGACUCUAGUUCGGUCUAGGGGCUCCAGAGGGGCUAUAUUGGGCCUUAUUCGACACUUCGAUGAACUUCUACUCCGAGCGUCCCAUUUGCAGACAGAGUUGACAUCAGUGGAAGAGGACGAGGAGGCCGAGCGUCAAGAUACCCUGCACCUCACAUACGUCACUCGAGUUGGCGAGACCACCGAAUACGCCCGAUCUUACUUGGCCAGCAGGGAAGGAGAAGCCGCUUCCGUGGUUGGUUUAGGUGGCAAUGUUCCAGCGGCCCCUGCCGUCUCACCGUCGGAGAUUCAACGUCGCGAGCAAGCUCGCCUAGAAGAGAUAGCCAACGCCCAGAGGAGGUGUGACGAGGCCCGGGAACAAGCGAAUCGAGUCUGGGAAGAAUGUGAAGCAGCACAAGCGGCCCUAAGACAGCUAAGCGGCCGACCAGCAGAACCAGACCAACACUCUUCCGUCAGCCAACAAUUACCAGAUGCAAAUCCCUUGGCCAACGAAUGGCUCGCACGGCAACGGCGCAUCAACAACAUCAGCAAUCUGAACAACAACAACAACAAUCAAGAAACACCCGACGAUUGGAUUGACCAAUACAGCGCCGGCCUGCUACCUCCCAUCUCCAACAACCUUUCUGCUCGUUCUGCUGUCUCGGCGGAACUCGCAUCUUUCCAAGGGAAGGCUUUGGAGUGGUUCGAAUGGAUCGACCUCUUUCGUGCCCUCGUUCACGACACGCCCAAAUCGCCCGGGGAGAAAUUGGCUCUCUUGAAGCGAUACCUGAAAGACGAAUGUCUCGACGUCGUGUACGGUUUAGGUGGUGGCGAGUCGGCCUAUAUUCAAGCGUUGGUGCGCCUAAAGGAGACUUAUGGACGACGCGACGUCAUGAGAGCCGCACAUCUUCAAGCUCUCGACCGACUGGAGCUGAAGGGAGAAGCUGGAGCGUUUAAAAGAUUCGCCGAAAAGGUCCGUUCCCACCUGUUCGAUCUCAACCGGAUUGGAGAGACGUCCACAGCCGACGUGAUCGAGAAGAUCUGUCUGAAACUGAACCUUCAAGACCGACUCGUGUGGAACGAAGAGCGUCACGGCCGCCUGGAGAGGAGGAGUCUAAACGAUUUUGGGACUUGGCUCUGUUCGAGGGCGUCAGCUUACCAAAAUGCGUACAGUAUCGCUGCCAGUCAAGCAAACUCAUCGGCUCCCGUGAAUGAAGGUUUCACCCAGCGUCGAACAAGAACUCAUCAAGCGUCUACAAAGACGCACGAAGGUGGUUCCAGCACGCAAUCUAGCAAACCCUUUUGCUUUAAAUGUGAGAAGAGUCAUCGGCUAGCAGACUGCGAGGACUUCAAGGCGCUUCCCGUUGGAGAGAAGAUACAUUUCUGCAUGAGAAGACGACUCUGUUUUAAUUGUUUUAGUUGCAAACAUUCUGUUCGUGAAUGUCCUACUGGCCAGCCAUGCAAAUACGCCGACUGUCGUUUUAUCCAUCACCCGUUGCUGCACGGCCCAGAGGAAUUGCCCGUCAAAAUCGUCCAUCCAUCUACAGCUCGAGCGGAGAGAAAUCAACGAGUGGCGCUUGGGAUGCUGCGAUUGCAGGUUCAAGGAAACGAUGGAAGUUGGUGCUCUGCCAAUAUCUUCGCCGACGAGGGAAGUGACACUACUCUAGUGCGUAGCGCAUUUGCUACGGCGCUCCAGAUUCGAGGCUCUCCGCAAGUGCUGACCGUUGAUGGCGCCGGAGGCGUGGUGACCAGUUAUCCAUCCGAGUUGAUCCACUUCCAGGUACGCGCCGAAUCCGGCGAGAUCGUCACACUCGAGGGGUCUACCAUGCAGAAGGUUGCCAGCCCAGCUCCGACGACCGACUGGAGUAAAGAGAAGAUGCGGUGGCCACAUCUACUAGAUCUGCCGGUAGGAGAAGUCGGAGGCGAGGUUGACGUCCUCAUCGGGACGGACCAUCUUCAUCUACUUGCUGCCCGUGAAUCAAGAGAAGGUGAAGAUUACGAGCCGAUCGCGUCCAGAACCCGUCUUGGAUGGAUUAUUCGAGGCGUUACAGACAGAGAUGCUCGUGCUCUGGCCGUCCGUAGUUUUAUUAUUUCUGGCCGGACACAAUUGGAUCUGUUAACUUCCGAGAUGCGUCGCUUCUGCGACACGGAGGCGUUCGGAACGGAAUACAAGCAAGGCUGUCUAUCUCCCGACAACCAAAGAGCGAUGGCGUUCGUGAAGGAGAAACCAGAUUGGUCGAAGAUCCCGAUCACCCCCCGUCAUAUUCCGCAGUUGUGUGAAUUGGUUGAUAGGUUCCCGAGUCCCGUGCGACAGUGCCAAGAAGAUUCAUUUUUAGGAGAAUCACAUCGACUCCGGAUGAAGAAGCCGCUUUAUUCUACCUCCUCUCUUCUUGCACUCGCGCCGAUCUUAGGUGAAGACUGCCUACUCCGUCUAGGCGGACGUGCCGGUCGGGCACGCCUACCUUAUGAUCAGCUACACUCGCCGUUUCUGCUGGGCCGGCAUCCGCUCACGGAGAAAAUUGAGGAGUUGCCGAAAUUCAUGCAAGCCUCUCGCAUCAAAUGGACAUUUCAACCUCCGCGCACCCCACAUUCCGGUGGAGCUCACGAGUCGUUAGUCAAGUCUACGAAGAGAGCACUCUACAAUUCCCUAGAACAGGAGAAAGGCGCGUUUCAUCAUCCAACGGAAGAUGUUUUACGUACUCUGCUCUACGAAGUAGCCGGUCUCUUGAAUACCCGGCCAUUGACCUACGCAAGCUCAGAUCCUUCUGACUUCCGGCCAUUGACGCCCAACGAUUUUCUGAAUCGAGCUCCUACCGCUUAUCCACCUGCCGGACAAUAUGAUGAUGCUCAGCCACGAGACCACUAUCGGUACCUUCAGCGCUCCCUCAACCUUUUCUGGGAUAUCUGGAAGACCGUCUAUCUACAAUCCUUGGCCGCGAGAAAGAAGUGGAAAAUUCGUCGCCCAAAUCUGGAAAUCGGAGACGUCGUGUUGGAGAUCAACAAAGGUUUCGGAAGAGGUGUCUGGAGCAUCGGUCAUGUCGUUCAAACGUUUCCGGGUCCCGACGGCUGCGUGAGAGCAGUAGAUGUCCAACUUCCGUCAAGAAUAUUUCGCCGCGGGAUCACAGAACUUUGCUUGCUUGAAACCAGCUCGGCCGUUCCGGCCUCGGGGGAGGAUGUUUCUGCGAAAUCGCAAUAAUUUGUUUUACAUCUGGCAACUACGCCUACGUCUUCCCUGCCUGUCAUUCUCUCCCUUUCAGUUAAUGUCGCCUGCUAUUUUAGCUCAUGUCGUGACAGUCAGUCUGUAAUUUUAUUAAGCUCUGUCUAGAGUCUCUUUGAUCGUGAAAUACGAUUUUAUUGUGUGUGUUUCAUCUUUCAUCAAGCCUGAACAGAUUUCAGCCUGUGUUCUUUCCUUUCUUCGAGGCUAUUUGACGUGAUAACGUCUAUGUACACGUGGUCCCAGAUACUUGUAUCACAUAUACUGUUCAUGUGUGUGUCACCCGAUAAGCUUCCUUGCUUAUAAGGUACCUCACACGUAUACUCUGUACACAUCAACACCUGACCCUGUACAUAUUUCAUCGCUCUCAUUUUAUUCACCACUCAUCGACUUUAAUACAUUGGAUGUUAGAGACAAGAGAGAACGAGCAUCCAUAAUCACUGGUUCCAACAUUCAGAGGGAACAUCUUCUUAACGAAUUCGUAUCCGGAUUGAUUGAUUUCGCUUGUAUAUACCUUUCCCUAUUGAUCUACAUAAGCAAGCGCACCAUACAUCCGAUUGGAUAUCAAGUGUGUUCAAGGUUUAAGUGCUCAAUUGCAUUUUUUUCCAGUUCCUACCCAAAUACGCACUUGAUUCGAAAUGCGGAACUUGUUAGUCACGUGACUGCGUACGAGAAAUUUUGCCAAGUAGUAGCCUGAAAAACAACAACAGCAAAAAAAAAAAGUACUACUUUGUUUACUAUUACUUACUACUGUGGGUAGGGUGGGUAAACUCGGUAAACUUGAACUAAAAGAACCGGUCGCAAAAGUAUUUUUCUGCAUUCCGCUCGCGAAAACGUGUUGCGCAGUUCUUGGGUAUUAACUAUAACAGGUGCGCUUUAGCUGUCGGAUUCAUUUGCAUGUUUAUCACAAUUUAGCUGACAUGUUACAAUAUGUCAUUUUGAAAGAUCUGUAAUCGCUGACAAAUAGUGAAAUACCACGGCUGAAAGAACGUGUUUGAAAUAAUUAAAACAAAUUAAAAUCACGUCAAAUCUGAUUUAUAGCGCAAGUCCAAAUCCUACCAAAUCCAAGUGAUUUGACACUCUAAUUACACAAAAAAAAAUUAUUUCUUCAAUUGUUGUUGUUUUCUGGCAAAAAAAAGGAGAAGAGUAUUAUUUUUUGUGAGGAAGACACCGUGUUGGGGUACGCUUUUACGGUACGAGAUGGCGGUAUGAUUCUGAAUUUGGGAUUCGUGAAGAAGACCUGUGU
Messenger RNA from Daphnia pulex (common water flea), 5905 nucleotides. RefSeq lists its product as uncharacterized. NCBI's taxonomy places the organism in Eukaryota, Metazoa, Arthropoda, Branchiopoda, Diplostraca, Daphniidae. The record is from RefSeq and is a predicted model, not a curated record. The transcript is spliced from 7 exons. Gene Ontology annotation, molecular function: nucleic acid binding. The coding region runs from base 1312 to 4641 and encodes 1109 amino acids.